This is a messenger RNA of Cyanistes caeruleus (blue tit), 714 nucleotides long. Lineage: Eukaryota; Metazoa; Chordata; Aves; Passeriformes; Paridae. The record is from RefSeq and is a predicted model, not a curated record.
GGGGCUGGAGUCGGGGCGGAGGCCGGCGGCCCUGACGGCGUGUGUGCUUUGCAGAUCUUCGAGUGGUGGUACUUCCGCAAGUACGGCACCUCCUUCAUCGAGCAGGUCUCGGUGAGCCACCUGCGCCCCCUGCUGGGCGGGGUGGACAACAGCGCGCCCAGCGCCGCCAGCGCCGCCGGCGGGGACGCGGACUCGAACCGCCAGAGCGUCUCAGAAUGCAAAGUCUGGCGAAAUCCUUUAAAUCUGUUCAGAGGAGCUGAAUAUAAUCGGUAUACAUGGGUUACAGGAAGGGAGCCUUUGACUUACUACGAUAUGAAUCUUUCGGCACAGGACCACCAGACGUUCUUUACGUGUGACACAGAUCAUUUACGGCCUGCAGAUGCUAUAAUGCAAAAAGCCUGGAGAGAGAGAAACCCUCAAGCCCGAAUUUCUGCAGCACAUGAAGCUUUGGAAUUAAAUGAGUGUGCUACUGCUUAUAUUCUCUUAGCUGAAGAGGAAGCAACAACAAUUGUAGAGGCAGAGAAGCUGUUCAAGCAGGCUCUGAAAGCUGGAGAGGGCUGUUACAGGCGCAGUCAGCAGCUACAGCACCAUGGUGCCCAAUAUGAAGCCCAACACAGAAGGGACACCAAUGUGUUAGUAUAUAUUAAAAGAAGGCUGGCAAUGUGUGCAAGGAAGCUGGGAAGGACCAGGGAAGCAGUGAAAAUGAUGAGAGAU